This is a messenger RNA of Leopardus geoffroyi (Geoffroy's cat), 3994 nucleotides long. It is a transcript of the gene SLC13A4, whose product is annotated as solute carrier family 13 member 4. The record is from RefSeq and is a predicted model, not a curated record. NCBI's taxonomy places the organism in Eukaryota, Metazoa, Chordata, Mammalia, Carnivora, Felidae. The transcript is spliced from 16 exons. Gene Ontology annotation, biological process: monoatomic anion transmembrane transport. The coding region runs from base 619 to 2499 and encodes 626 amino acids. Gene Ontology annotation, cellular component: membrane. Gene Ontology annotation, molecular function: transmembrane transporter activity.
UGAAGGAAAGUUAAGGUGGGCCCCCAGCGAGAGUUUUGUCCCGGGACAACGAGGACAGUCCUGGGGAAUUUUUUUUUUCCCCCUGCUUUGGAGGCCCCGGGCUCAAGGCAAAUUAUAAGUGGGAAACCAAUUGGAAGGAAAGAAAUUUGAACCGAGUUAAGGUGCCAGAAAGAGAAGCAGCCCUAUCUGAAGUCUGCAUCUGCCGCUGACAAACUUGGGGGGGGGGGGGGGCUGUGUUAAGGGAAGGGGGUUCAGCAAACACAGGUAGAGGAGAGGCCGGUACUGCCCCAACAGGCCAUCAGAGAGCGGCAAAAUGAUGGAGGACCCUAGAAAGAAGUCACUCUAGAGGUAACCGCACGAAGGGGGACCCGCUAUGCCUCGGCUCACGAUCCUUUCCCGCUGCCUUUCUGCUGGGCGCAAAACCAUGCUCACCAAUCCCACCUAAACAAGGAGGCAAGGAGCCCAGCCUUUUGUGCAAACGGGAGCUGUAACUGCCCUCCUUUUCUGCCCCCAAGACAAGAGAGGACUCUUGGAAGCCGAGAAGGCUUUGAGAAGUCCUUUCCGGACUGAGCCGUCGCCGGAGGCCCCUGGCGGCCCGCCCGCGCACAGAGGUCCACGAUGGGCCUGCUCCAGGGCCUUCUCCGGGCGAGAAAGCUGCUGCUCGUUAUCUUCGUGCCGCUGCUGCUGCUGCCUCUGCCCAUGCUCCACCCCAGCAGCGAGGCCGCGUGUGCUUAUGUGUUGAUCGUGACUGCUGUGUACUGGGUGUCUGAGGCGGUGCCCCUCGGAGCUGCAGCCCUGGUGCCUGCCUUCCUUUACCCGUUCUUCGGAGUCCUCCGAUCCAGUGAGGUGGCCGCCGAAUACUUCAAGAACACCACGCUGCUGCUGGUGGGUGUCAUCUGCGUGGCAGCUGCCGUGGAGAAGUGGAACCUGCACAAACGCAUUGCUCUGCGCAUGGUCAUGAUGGCUGGAGCCAAGCCGGGCAUGUUGCUGCUCUGCUUCAUGUGCUGCACCACACUGCUCUCCAUGUGGCUCUCCAACACGUCCACCACCGCCAUGGUGAUGCCCAUCGUGGAGGCCGUGCUGCAGGAGCUGGUCAGUGCCGAGGAGGAGCAGCUCGUGGCGGGCAACUCCAGCGCCGAAGAGGCCGAGCCCAUCAGUCUCGAUGUAAACAACAGUCAACCCUCCCUGGAACUCAUCUUUGUCAAUGAAGACACGUCGACUGCAGACUUCACUUCUCUGAUGCAGGACAAGAACCUGAAUGGGGUGCCCCCAAUCACCAACCCUGUCAAAAUGGCAAGCCCCCAGGGCAAGAAGCAGCACCGAUCCCAGGAAAAGCCACUAGUCCUGAUUCCUGGGCCCAGGAACCAGGAGCUCAACAGAAAGUACAAGUCCCAGCGUGACCAGAUGAUCUGCAAGUGCCUGUCUCUGAGCAUAUCUUAUGCUGCUACCAUUGGGGGCCUGACCACCAUUAUUGGUACCUCCACCAGCCUCAUUUUCUUGGAACACUUCAACAACCAGUACCCAGCUGCAGAGGUGGUCAACUUCGGCACCUGGUUCCUCUUCAGCUUCCCCAUCUCCCUCAUCAUGCUGGUGGUCAGCUGGUUCUGGAUGCACUGGCUGUUCCUGGGCUGCAAUUUUAGAGAGACCUGCUCUCUGAGCAAGAAGAAGAAGACCAAAAGGGAAGCGUUGUCAGAGAAGAGGAUCCAAGAGGAAUAUGAAAAGCUGGGAGCCAUUAGCUACCCUGAAAUGGUAACCGGAUUUUUCUUCAUCCUGAUGACCGUGCUGUGGUUUACCCGGGAGCCUGGCUUUGUUCCUGGCUGGGAUUCUUUCUUUGAAAAGAAGGGCUACCGCACGGAUGCCACAGUCUCCGUUUUCCUCGGCUUCCUCCUUUUCCUGAUCCCGGCAAAGAAGCCUUGCUUUGGGAAGAAGAGUGACGGGCAGAACCAGGAGCCCUCCCGGGGGACGGAGCCCAUCAUCACCUGGAAGGACUUCCAGAAGACCAUGCCCUGGGAGAUUGUCAUUCUGGUGGGAGGAGGCUAUGCUCUGGCUUCAGGCAGCAAGAGCUCUGGCCUCUCCACAUGGAUUGGGCACCAGAUGUUGUCUCUGAGUAGCCUCCCACCGUGGGCCAUCACCCUGUUGGCAUGCAUCCUGGUGUCCAUUGUCACAGAGUUUGUGAGCAACCCAGCCACCAUCACCAUCUUCCUGCCUAUCCUAUGCAGCCUGUCCGAAACGCUGCACAUUAAUCCACUCUACACCCUGAUCCCAGUCACCAUGUGCAUCUCCUUUGCAGUGAUGCUGCCCGUGGGCAAUCCCCCCAACGCCAUCGUCUUCAGCUAUGGGCACUGCCAGAUCAAAGAUAUGGUGAAAGCUGGCCUGGGGGUCAAUGUCAUUGGCCUGGUGAUCGUGAUGGUGGCCAUCAACACAUGGGGAGUUAGCCUCUUCCACUUGGACACUUUUCCAGCCUGGGCUAAGGUCAGUAACCUCACUGAUCAGGCCUGACACAAGCGGGCACACAGCCCAGCCAGAGGAGCUACGAGCGCCGAACAGAAUCUGACCAAGAAAGCCGCCAGGAGCACACAACCCCCACCAGAAGAUUCCACAGCCUGCCACCUCAGGUGACGAGCAGGAAGCCUCCGAUGCUGGGACGUUAGUGCCUUCUUCUCCGCCCUCCUUCCUCAGCACUGUAGUUCAGGAAAACCUAGCACCGUUCUCACGUCCUGUAUCUUGGGCUCUCCAGGUCUUUCUGAGGACAGGAAGAGCAGAAAGGCUGACUCAGUCGCCCCUCAGAGGCUAACUAAGCCUCACAAACUAGCCUCGCUGGCCUCCAUGUUAUUCUUAAUACCUUAACCCCUUUUUAGGAGUUGGAGGAGAAAUCAAAUCAUCCCACCUGUGUAGUCACAUCUCCUCUUUCGGAGGAAAAUCUUCCCCCGGAACUUUCUCCUCAGCGUUUCUAUCCUAAGUUCUUACCACAAAAGGGCGAUCUUGGCAAGUCCUCUUUGUGGCGAUCAGUACUCUCUCCUCACUACUCUGAUUCCCUUCUAAGCAGCUCCCUUCAAUGGCUUCUCUUUACCCUUGGCACCAAAUUCCCAUCAAGAAAUAGUGUCCCCCUUUAGAAAGAGGCUUGUACUGUUCUCUUUGUCCAAGGAAAAGGAAGUAGAGACAGAAGACACGCUGAAGUCAGUACAGGUAUCCCCGGCUUUUCAAAAGUUCUCGUUACGCCACUUUGCUUUUACAAAAGACCCACGUGAGUACCUGUUUUCGCUAACCGGAGGAAAACUGAAGAGGAUUUUCGGAUUUCUGAGAAGAGUCCAAGUAGUGUUCAGUGGUUUUGCGGCGAGCCCUUCGAGGGGCAGUGCGCAACCUGAGCAACUGGAGUGGUGCCACUGGGCCGCCUCCCGGGGAACUGCACCCAGCGUCUCUGCACGGCGCUGCCAGAGCUGCGAGCUGCAUCUGCGAGCGUCUGUGCUGUAUGCCCAUUUACUUUGUGCACCCGUCAGCAAGAAGUUCCUAAGGUAUCAGGGAAGCCUAAGAGAGGUUAUUGCGGAGGUCUGGAAACGCUCAAAUGUCUUUCCAUAUAAAUUAAUGGCAAUUGCCUCUUCGCUUUAUGUCAUUUUGACUUACGGAAGGUUUCACAGGAAUUCUCUACUUUUGGAGAGGGGGGGGGCACCUGUCUCUCUCUUUGCUUUCCACUAAUCAUCAAUACCACUGCAUUGGUUGAGCUGGGAGGGAGAAAAAACUUCCCUACCUGUCUUAUUAAAAAGGCCAAAACUAUCAUUAAGACCACAGUGCUAUUAGCGAUAUCUGACUGGCUUUCUUUUGGAUGUAAUGAGUAGUUUGUUCUUGAGAAAGCAAGUACAGAAGGCCUCACACACCAGCCACUUCCUACAGGGAGCCCCUUGAGGGGAGAGACGUCUUCUGUCUCUUCAAGUCCCCUGCAACUCAUACAAUAUAGUAAACUAACUACCUAAUAAAUGUUUCCUGUGAGAAAAAAUCA